This is a messenger RNA of Orycteropus afer afer, 1545 nucleotides long. It is a transcript of the gene PPM1H, whose product is annotated as protein phosphatase, Mg2+/Mn2+ dependent 1H. Lineage: Eukaryota; Metazoa; Chordata; Mammalia; Tubulidentata; Orycteropodidae. The transcript has 10 exons. Gene Ontology annotation, molecular function: protein serine/threonine phosphatase activity. Bases 1 to 1545 code for a protein of 514 amino acids. Gene Ontology annotation, biological process: protein dephosphorylation. The record is from RefSeq and is a predicted model, not a curated record.
AUGCUCACUCGAGUGAAAUCUGCCGUGGCCAAUUUCAUGGGCGGCAUCAUGGCUGGCAGCUCAGGCUCCGAGCACGGCGGCGGCGGCUGCGGAAGCUCGGACCUGCCACUGCGCUUCCCCUACGGGCGGCCAGAGUUCCUGGGGCUGUCUCAGGACGAGGUGGAGUGCAGCGCCGACCACAUCGCCCGCCCCAUCCUCAUCCUCAAGGAGACCCGGCGGCUGCCCUGGGCCACUGGCUACGCAGAGGUUAUCAAUGCUGGAAAGAGCACACACAAUGAAGACCAAGCCAGCUGUGAGGUACUCACUGUGAAGAAGAAAGCAGGGGCCAUUACCUCAACCCCAAACAGAAACUCAUCUAAGAGACGGUCCUCCCUUCCCAACGGGGAGGGGCUGCAACUAAAGGAGAACUCGGAAUCAGAAGGCGUUUCCUGCCACUACUGGUCGCUGUUUGAUGGUCACGCGGGAUCAGGGGCCGCCGUGGUUGCAUCUCGACUGCUGCAGUACCACAUCACACAGCAGCUGCAGGACAUCGUGGAGAUUCUCAAGAACUCUGCGGUCCUUCCCCCGACCUGCCUGGGGGAGGAGCCGGAGAACACACCCGCCAACAGCCGGACUCUGACGCGGGCCGCGUCCCUCCGUGGUGGGGUGGGAGCCCCGGGCUCCCCUAGCACGCCACCCACUCGCUUCUUUACGGAGAAAAAGAUUCCACACGAGUGCCUAGUUAUCGGGGCCCUUGAAAGUGCAUUCAAGGAAAUGGACCUACAAAUAGAACAAGAGAGGAGUUCAUAUAACAUAUCUGGCGGCUGCACAGCACUCAUCGUGAUUUGCCUUUUGGGGAAGUUAUAUGUGGCCAAUGCUGGGGACAGCAGGGCCAUAAUCAUCAAAAGUGGAGAAAUCAUCCCCAUGUCUUCAGAGUUCACCCCCGAGACUGAGCGCCAACGACUUCAGUACCUGGCAUUCAUGCAGCCUCACUUGCUGGGAAAUGAGUUCACACAUUUGGAGUUUCCAAGGAGAGUGCAAAGAAAAGAACUUGGAAAGAAGAUGCUCUACAGGGACUUUAAUAUGACGGGCUGGGCAUACAAAACCAUUGAGGAUGAUGACUUGAAGUUUCCCCUUAUAUAUGGAGAAGGCAAGAAGGCCCGAGUAAUGGCAACUAUUGGAGUCACCAGAGGACUUGGGGACCACGACCUGAAGGUGCAUGACUCCAACAUCUACAUAAAACCAUUCCUGUCUUCAGCUCCAGAGGUAAGAAUCUAUGAUCUCUCCAAAUAUGAGCAUGGAGCAGAUGAUGUGCUGAUCUUGGCCACUGAUGGACUCUGGGAUGUUUUAUCAAAUGAAGAAGUGGCAGAAGCUAUCACCCAGUUUCUUCCUAACUGUGAUCCAGAUGACCCUCACAGGUACACACUGGCAGCUCAGGACCUGGUGAUGCGUGCCCGAGGUGUCCUGAAGGACAGAGGAUGGCGAAUAUCUAAUGACCGACUGGGCUCAGGGGACGACAUUUCUGUAUAUGUCAUUCCUUUAAUACAUGGAAACAAACUGUCAUGA